GUUAAGUGACAUAUGUCAAAACUCGAAGUUGAUUUAUAAAGAUGUACAUGUAUCAUCACAUAGGUAACAGGUUGCAUAACUUUAAUAAUAAUGACACGCGUUUGAUUGUUCACUGAAGCUAGACAUUUAUUGGCUCGAAUAACAUAUUCAGUGAUGUUGAGACACUGUGUUGGUAGCUCAUUGAUUAAGACAGUCGUACCUGGUGGCAGUUACCAUGGAAGCAAACGAUUCAGCAGCUCAGAUAACAGGAAGCCCAAGACAGGCAUCCUUAUGUUGAACAUGGGUGGACCAGAGACCCUUGACGACGUGCACAGCUUCCUGUAUAACCUCUUCAUGGACAAGGAUCUCAUACAGCUUCCUGCACAGGAACGCCUGGCCCCCAUAAUAGCAAAGCGUCGCACACCCAGGAUCCAGCAGCAGUACCAUGAGAUAGGGGGCGGGUCUCCCAUCAAGAAGUGGACCACCCUGCAGGGGCAGGGAAUGGUGGAGAUCCUGGACAGGAUCAGCCCUGAGACAGCUCCACACAAGUUCUACAUUGGUUUCCGCUAUGUAAACCCUCUCACAGAAGAUGCCCUGGAGCAAAUGGAGAAGGAUGGUGUCAAGCGUGGUGUUGCCUUCACCCAGUACCCACAAUACAGCUGUGCCACGACAGGAAGCAGUUUCAAUGCUAUUUAUAGACACUACCACAAGAGGGGUGUGGUCAGUCAGGUGGCGUGGAGCGUGAUUGACAGGUGGCCCACCCACCCGGGCCUGAUUCAGACCCAUGUUCAGCACAUACGUGAAGAGUUGUUAAAAUUCCCCCAAAAGGAUCGAGACGAUGUUGUCAUUCUGUUUUCUGCACAUUCCCUACCGCAACGGAGCCAAGAUCGAGGUGACCCAUACACGACGGAGGUGGCUUCCACGGUAACGGCCGUCAUGAAUGCCCUCGGUAACACGCAUCCCUAUAGACUCGUCUGGCAGUCCAAGGUGGGGCCUUUGAAGUGGUUGGAGCCUCAGACAGAAGAGGCCAUUGAGAGCUUCAUCAAGCAGGGCAAGAAGAACAUUCUACUGGUCCCGAUUGCAUUCACCAGCGACCACAUUGAGACUCUGUUUGAGCUUGAUCUAGAGUACGCAAAGGAGCUUGGAGAAAAGCUUGGUGCUAACAUUAAAAGAUCUGCUGCCCCCAACGGCAACCCAGUGUUCAUAGAGGGUCUUGCCAAUCUCGUGAAGGAGCACCUGGAGUCUGGUAGAUCCUGCAGCACACAGAACACUCUGCGCUGCCCGAAAUGUACGAACGCAGUCUGCGGGAAAAUGAAGGAAUUCUUCGUCCACCAGCAACGAUACAUCGUGAAACCCGAUAGGAUAGAAUCAUCUGAAACCGCUGCCAAAAAGAUAGCGCAGUCUGCAUAAAGAUUUUUAGCAGCGUUUUGGGAAAAUGGGGCUUAAUGAAUGUUAGCUAGGUGUUGUACUAGAUUAGUCAGUGUAGUCUGCUCAGGCAUAUCAGGGGCGACACUUUCAACCUAAACUGGAUUUUCAUUUAGAAGUGACAUCCUAUAAACAGGAAUUUCCAUUAAAGGGAAAUUGUCAUCCCUGAUUAUCCCAUGGGGUCUGCACAAGCUUAGCGAAGAUGAAACUGUAACCUAAUGCAAUAUGCCCAGUUUUUGCAGAAUGCUGCUCGUUUUAUGCAUGCAUGCAGUGAUUUUCUUCCAACUGCUUUAACCCUUUGCAUGCUGGGAAAUUUAUCGUCCGCUGAAAUGUCGUCAGCUGAAUUUCUACAAUUAGCAUUUCUGCGAUUUAAAAAAAAAAAUACUAUCUGAAUAGCAAACAGUUUGGAUCCUGAUGAGAUGCCACGUUUUGUGGCGUCUCAUCUGGAUCCAAACUGUUUGCAAAGGCCUUCAAAAUUCGGUUCCAGCACUGAAAGGGUUAAGGAAAAGUCCUGUUUAUAUUCAAUUGGUUGUGUCUUGUUGUGAAAAAUAUAAACAUUGGGAAUAAUACAGUUGUUGAAUUGGUUGUAAUUAUGUUACCAAGUGUUAUGUUGAUUGGGGAUAUUAUUGUUAUAUGGUUCAUUUAAAAACAUUGUUGAUUUCUUAGUUUAGUUUAAUUUUUUGGUUCAUAUUUAAGCUUAAUACAUAUUUGCAAUAUAGCAUGUAAGAUUUGUAUGGUUCUUUUCCAUUUUAAAAAUAUUAACAGUAUUUGGGAUCUUUUGACAGAGUUCCUGUGAAUCAAAGCAGAACUCACUGAAUGCAUUUAGAUUUCCAAAUAAAAUAUUUUUGAAGACACACUUUUUAGUCCAUUCCUUAUAAUUUUUCUGCUAUAUUUAUUUAAUAAAUAAAACCAAUCUU
Messenger RNA from Dreissena polymorpha, 2321 nucleotides. RefSeq names its product ferrochelatase, mitochondrial-like. Gene Ontology annotation, biological process: heme biosynthetic process. Bases 154 to 1389 code for a protein of 411 amino acids. The transcript has 11 exons. Gene Ontology annotation, molecular function: protoporphyrin ferrochelatase activity. NCBI's taxonomy places the organism in Eukaryota, Metazoa, Mollusca, Bivalvia, Myida, Dreissenidae. The record is from RefSeq and is a predicted model, not a curated record.